Tinamus guttatus (white-throated tinamou) is the source of this 1106-nucleotide messenger RNA. Lineage: Eukaryota; Metazoa; Chordata; Aves; Tinamiformes; Tinamidae. The record is from RefSeq and is a predicted model, not a curated record.
AUGUCGGUGUAUAAUAUACAAGUAUGUGGAGGUACUGUUGGUGCAAUUCUGACAUGUCCCCUAGAAGUUGUGAAAACAAGGCUGCAGUCCUCCUCUGUGACUCUCUACAUCUCUGAAGUCCAUCUCAACACUGUGAACGGUGCUCCCGUCAAUCGAGUAACUAGAGUUUCCCCUGGACCUCUCCAUUGCUUGAAGAUGAUCUUGCAAAAGGAAGGUCCCCGUUCCCUCUUCAGAGGGCUGGGUCCUAACUUGGUUGGCGUUGCUCCUUCCAGAGCGAUAUAUUUUGCUGCUUACUCAAACUGCAAGGAAAAGUUAAACGAUGUAUUCAAUCCAGAUUCUACCCAGGUACACAUGAUUUCAGCUGGUGUGGCAGGUUUUACUGCAAUCACGACCACCAAUCCCAUUUGGCUAGUAAAGACACGGUUACAGCUUGAUGCGAGGAAUCGUGGAGAAAGGCGAAUGAGUGCCUUUGAAUGUGUCCAGAGAGUUUAUCGAUCAGAUGGUAUUAAAGGCUUUUACAGAGGAAUGUCAGCAUCAUAUGCAGGCAUAUCUGAGACUGUUAUUCAUUUUGUUAUUUAUGAGAGUAUUAAGCGAAAACUACUGGAACAUAAAACUUCUGCCAUGGACAAUGUGGAUGAAUCAUCAAAGGAAGCUUCGGACUUUGUUGGAAUGAUGAUGGCUGCUGCCACUUCCAAAACGUGUGCAACAUCAAUAGCAUAUCCCCAUGAGGUUGUACGAACAAGGCUAAGAGAAGAGGGAACAAAAUACAGAUCUUUCUUCCAGACACUAUCUUUGCUUGUGCGAGAAGAAGGGUAUGGAGCCCUCUACCGAGGCUUAACUACACAUCUGAUCAGACAGAUCCCAAACACAGCUAUCAUGAUGUCAACCUAUGAAGUGGUAGUCUACUUGCUGGAUGGAUAGCAGUGUCACAAGGCUUUCUAGAGGAAGGUGGAAGACCGAAAGACUCGAGUGGACUACCAAACGUCUGUGCCAGUGUUGCAGGCAGAAGGAAAGCUAUCAGGAACGUGCAGCUAUGGACAAAAUAGAAGAUUUAUUGUGGGCAACUAUGAUUGUACUGCCUUAUUGUAUGGUCUCCUGGCAAUGUG